CCAACAGGUUCAGCCUAAUUUGAGCCACUACACUGUGGCAAGCAUCAUUAGGACAUUUCAAAAUGAGAAUCGGUAAGUACUUUGUAGCACCGCCAUACUCUAAUGAGAAACACAACAGUACCAUACAUGCAAAAAUACUGAAAUUGUUACUUUACAGAAUUGCUAGACGUCCACAUGUUGGGGGCAGAGGAAGAAUGUUCACUCCAGAGCAAGAGACCCAUAUAGUGAACAUGGUGAUUGCCAAUAAAGCAAUAAGACUGCGUGAAAUACAGCAGCGCAUAAUUGAUAAUGACACCAUCUUUCAAAAUAUACACAGUGUAAGCAUUUCUGCACUAAGUCGUGUACUUGCGCGCCACAGAAUAAGAAUGAAGCAAAUUUACAGAGUUCCUUUCGAGAGAAACACAGAACGUGUAAAGCAACUGCGAUAUGACUAUGUGCAGAGAGUGAUGGAACUAGAAGCAGAUGCCAUGGGACAUGAGCUACUUUUUGUAGAUGAGGCCGGUUUUAACCUCAGUAAAACCAGGAGACGUGGCAGGAACAUUAUUGGACACCGUGCCAUCAUCAAUGUCCCAGGACAACGUGGUGGUAACAUAACCAUGUGUGCAGCUAUAAGCCAAAAUGGUGUUGUUCACCAUCAUGCAACCAUAGGCCCAUACAACACUGCACACAUUAUUGCAUUCCUGGACACCUUACAUGACAUGCUCACUGUUCAGAGACCAGAGCAGACCAGAUAUGUCAUCAUAUGGGACAAUGUUAGUUUCCAUAGGGCUGCUUUGGUCCGCAACUGGUUUACAGACCACCCAUUCUUCAUGGCACUCAACCUCCCUCCAUACUCUCCAUUCUUACAGUUUUUUCUGAAUGCUUAA
Messenger RNA from Micropterus dolomieu (smallmouth bass), 866 nucleotides. RefSeq lists its product as uncharacterized. The transcript is spliced from 2 exons. The record is from RefSeq and is a predicted model, not a curated record. Gene Ontology annotation, molecular function: nucleic acid binding. The coding region runs from base 63 to 866 and encodes 267 amino acids. NCBI's taxonomy places the organism in Eukaryota, Metazoa, Chordata, Actinopteri, Centrarchiformes, Centrarchidae.